UUCUCUCUUGGAGCUCCCAGCACUGUUUCUUUGGACCUUUCUCGAUGGCCUUUUGGUGUGAGGCUAUUGGCUGCCAUGGGGUUUGCUGGAGCAUUGCACGUGUACGUGUGCAGGUGUGGCUGCUGCUCCUGAUUCCAGCAGGUAAUACCAGGGACUCUGCUGCCUGCCCACUUACUCCUCUGUCCUGCAUUUCCAGCAUAGAUGAGAGCAAAGCUUUCUAACCACUGGCACAGGAUCAACUUGCUUUCUAAAUUGCAAGUAGUAGCCCUCCAAGUUGUAGCCAUAGUACAGACAACUUCUAUUGUAAUAUCUGCUCUGUUCAUGUCACGUAUGUGGUGUCCCUAAUAAAGAUUCCAGGAAAGGGUGAUUAUUUUUUCUUCCUUCCUUCCUUCCUUGCAUAACUUGGAGAGUUAUAAUAUCUUUUCAAGGUCAUUUUCGUGCUAACUUUUAUGAUAGGAAAGAAAAUAAACUAACACAGAUCCUGCUGUUUCCUGACAAAGCUUCUAUUGAUGCUCAUUCAUAAACUUUCAACUUGUAUGCAUAUAGCAUACUAGAUAGGCAAGUGUCCUUAACUUCUACAAACAUUGAAAAUAAGGAUUAAAGUCAGUAACUCGGCUUAGGAUUUUAGGAUGUGCAGGACUUUGUGAUGGAGCAAUUUCACUUGUCUUUGUGCAUGACUUGAGUGGAACUCAGGUGUGGAGAGGGGAUGCAGGCCUCCACUCCCUGACCCACAUGUGUUUCUGGGGAAGAGAGCUCUGUCUCUGGUUCUGUUUCUGGGUGCCAUGUAGUACUGCAAUGCUUGCAAAGACUUUAACAGGCCCCAUCCCUGGGCUCUGCUCUCUGAGACUGGAAGCCUGCAGGAGACUUUCAGCUGAACUCUCAUCUCUCAACACUGGCAAACAUUCAUAAGAUCUACCACACCCUUAAUAAGCUAAACUUAACGGAAGACGUUGGCCAAGACGAUCACCAAACAGGAUAUCUGCGGUCUUGCAGUUCUUCGGACUGCUUUAAUAAAGUGAUGCCACCAAGGAAAAAGAGAAGACCUGCUCCUGGAGAUGAUUUAUCUGCCAAGAAAAGCAGACAUGAUAGCAUGUAUAGAAAAUAUGACUCAACUAGAAUAAAGACUGAAGAAGAAGUAUUUUCGAGUAAAAGGUGCUUAGAGUGGUUCUAUGAAUAUGCAGGUACUGAUGAUGUUGUAGGUCCUGAAGGCAUGGAGAAAUUUUGUGAAGACAUUGGAGUUGAGCCAGAGAAUGUGGUUAUGCUUGUCCUAGCUUGGAAAUUGGAUGCACAGAACAUGGGUUAUUUUACUCUACAGGAAUGGUUGAAAGGAAUGACUUCUCUACAAUGUGACACAACAGAAAAACUCAGAAACACUUUGGAUUACUUAAGGUCGUUACUAAACGAUUCUACAAACUUUAAACUUAUCUACAGAUACGCUUUUGACUUUGCACGGGAAAAGGACCAGCGCAGCCUAGACAUAAACACUGCCAAGUGCAUGUUGGGACUGUUAUUAGGAAAAAUCUGGCCCCUUUUUCCAGUUUUUCACCAGUUCUUAGAGCAAUCAAAAUACAAAGUUAUUAACAAAGACCAGUGGUGCAAUGUGCUAGAGUUUAGCCGAACAAUUAAUCUCGACCUCAGCAACUACGACGAAGACGGAGCAUGGCCAGUUUUGUUGGACGAGUUUGUGGAGUGGUAUAAAGACAAACAGAUGUCGUAGGACUUCAUGCACAGCAGCGAGAGAGUCACUGUUACCACAGUCAUGUCAACCGUUAGCCAUAAACUGCUGUUUGUAUCAAAGCGCAUGCUGCUUUCCUUGCACUGUCUCCCUUUGGCAGGGAUGUUUUGGUGUUUGCUAUUGACUGGACCGGCUCUGUUUGCUGUGUAGCAUUGUUCUCUUGAACGGCUGCUUUGCAGUUUGUAUUUACACUACAGAUUGGUGAAUUUGCCAACGUCCUCACUGUGAUUAUGUGUAUAUUGCUGUUUAAAUUUUGUAUAUGUGUAUAAAAAGAAAAAGCUUCACCUAGAGAUUAUUUCUGCAAAAAUGUAUUGUACAAAUAAUUUUGUGGCAUAUUUCUAGUCCCUUUUUUUUUUUCAAAUGAACCAAUUAUACUUCAUUUGGUCUCAAAUGUAGCAUUUCAGAAGAUGAGACAAAACAACUUCAGCAUGAGCAAACAUUGCCAGAAUUAACCUUAUUGUCGAAGAGGCUGUUUUGGAAGGAGGUGGGAGUCAUAAUUCUUCAGUGGCAUAGGCCAAAUACCGUUUGGUUUACCUAACAAUUUUAGCAUGUUAGAAUGAUGAAGUUGAAGACGUAAAACAUGCCACCUGUCAUUUCCCAUGUGAGGCCCAGGAUUUGGCUCUGCAGUGUUAAAAUUGUAGUAGUUUGAAUUUAGACACAAAUGAACAAAUUAAAGUUGUACUUCUUAAUUUUUUAAUUGGAUUUUAAAUUCUUAUAAACAUUAUUUAAUGGUUUUUCUCCCAAACCACCCUCCACUUUUCUUUAUUUUUUUGAUUUUGCAUUCUUCUAGCCAGUGUUAGAUCUGCUGAUGCUUUCUAUGCCACUCUAAGUAAAAUUUAUUUUGCCUCCCCCAUGAAAACCUAAUGGUUUGCUGGCCAUUUAUAACUAACUGCUGAGCACUUUUAGUUGUGGCUUGUAUUUUUAGUUAAGCUUUUAUGGUGUCUGAUUUUCUAGGUUUUCUGUUUUGUUUUGAAAAAGAGCUGUGAGAAGUGUUCAGUUUCAUUUUAGUUUGUUUUCUUGGUUUUGUUUCUUUCGUGCUAGGCUUUUCCUGGCAGCAUGUCCAUUGCUGGCAGUGGACACAAAACCACCAGCAUUGAGCUAACCUAUUACAUGGUAGGACCUUUCCUGCAGGGGCCAUUUGUCAUUACCUGAGUCUUGUACAGAAGAAGGGCAACCAUUAUUUAUGUGGAUGAGGAAAUAAGAAUAAUAGCAGAAUGAUAGUUUUAGAUUUGUGUUUUAUGGUUGUUCUUUUUUGUUCUUUUUCUUUCUUUUUUUUUUUUUUCUUCUUGAGAACUGUGUAAAUAACAUGUUUUUGCCCAACUAUCUGGUGCUAUUGAAUGACUAAUUCAGUCCCUAAAGUUUUAUAAAGACACAUAAUAUAGUGAUUUCACCCAAGAAAAGAGUUGAUGAUUCAUUUGAGCAAGUAAACACUGUAGUUGUGAGCAGGAUCCACGAUUGAACAAGAAGACGUUUGGAACUAUCUUGAAAUCUGGCCAAAAACAUCUUUUAGCUUCAAUGUGAACCUUUAAGAGGCAUUCAAUGGGUAAAGCACACUGACAAUGCUACUCUUGACCGCUGAUGUACUUUCUUUGCAAACAGUGUUCAGAUUUUCAUAUUUUUUUUCCCUUAUGGAACCACCAAAGACAGAAAUUUUGUAUGUAUAUACAAUAUGUGAGCAUAUACAAAAUCAUGAUAUGGUAGAAGAAUGCAACUACUCUCUCUUUCUACCAAAUAAAAAAGGUUUGGCUUGCUGUGAAAUAAACCAGAAGUUGAAAAAACUCUGCAGUGAUUAAGCAUACUUAACCAUUCCUUGUCUGUAUUCUUCACUUUUAACCUUACAGUCUAUUAUCACCUUGCAUAAAUUGACACCUGAAAGCAUAGCACAUGUUGGCAGCAAGUAGCUGCUAUCGAGAUCAUCUUGUUGAGAAGAUUCUGACGGAUGGGUGCAUGUUAUAGCAGUGAUUGGCCACAGGCAGACUCGGAUCCAUGGAAGUGAUUCAAAAGUACCCCCAUGAAGUUCCAAAUGUACCCUUUAUAGGCAACAUUUUUUAAAUUUGACCAGUCAUAGUUGUGUUUAAAGCAAGUGUAAAUCACAGAUGAAAUUAUUUUGAAUAUUAUAUUAGAAUCUAGAGAAUUGUUUUACUGCUCGGCACAGUUAGUCCUAAAUUAAAAGGGUUGUUCCAGGGGGAGGUGUUAGCAUUCUAUUCGCAGUGAACCUGUUCCUGACAGGAGGACCACCCAAGUAAGAAUGAUCUCACAAUAUGUGAUAUGUAAGUAAGCAUUGCAAAGGGAUAAUCUUGCCUGUUUAGAAAACUCCAGAUAAUCUUGAAACUCAGACUUCUGUGACUCCGUGGGGUUGCAGAAUGCUUGCCCUUGGAGUUCUCAUUUUCUGUAGUUAUUUUUUUUAAGAGGAGAAGAAGGAAUCAGACCAAGUAGUAAGAUGCUUUUGCUUUAAUUACACAAAACUGAAUGAUCAUAAGUUAUUAACUGAUUCGUGUUAAAUAUGUUAGGGUGCCUUCUGAUUUUACUCCAGUACCUGAGUCUGUAUCCUCUCUUUGUUUUGUUGUGUUGUGAACUCCACGUUACAAUACCAUGUCGUAAUGGAACAUAGCUCCUUGGGGUUAUUGCUGCAGUAGGUCAAAAAUUUUGUUCCCUUAGUUGCCACAAACAUCCACUGUAAUGUUUCAUGCACUGUUUUGGAAGCAUGAACUCUGAAUUAAGGUUUUAUAAAUCUGACUAGACAAACCUCUAGAUUCUGGUUCAGAUUUCUGUUGCCUGUCAGUUUCCAUUUCAACAGUGCUUUUGAAGUUUAUACAGAAAGCUUUAAAAGUUAGUUUGUGCCGUUUGGUUUUUAUUCUUAAAACUACUAAAAUACCUCUGUAAGCCUUAUCCUAUAUUCUUUCAUAAGUUGUAUAAUAAAUGUAAAGAAUUCAUUGACCAACUAAAAUGUUGGGUGUCUGUAAAUGAGACCAAAAUGUGGAUUGCUUUUUUUCCAUAAAAUAAUUUCUAUAGGGGGUUCCUGCUAAAUGAACAGCAGCUAUUCUAUAACUGUGAAUGCUUUGUGUUGUCAGUAUCUGCAUUACAUUCAUGAAAGUGUGCAAAUUCUGUGACUCCCAACUUAACUAAAAUACUGUUAUGCCACCUAACUUGAGUUCAGCAAACUGGUUUUAGGUUUUAAUGGAAUUGAUGUAAAAUGAUAUCCCGUAAAUAAAAAGUAUUUGUGUUUGAUUUCAGA
Messenger RNA from Ochotona curzoniae (black-lipped pika), 4970 nucleotides. It is a transcript of the gene DCUN1D4, whose product is annotated as defective in cullin neddylation 1 domain containing 4. NCBI's taxonomy places the organism in Eukaryota, Metazoa, Chordata, Mammalia, Lagomorpha, Ochotonidae. Bases 1019 to 1717 code for a protein of 232 amino acids. Gene Ontology annotation, molecular function: ubiquitin-like protein binding; cullin family protein binding; ubiquitin conjugating enzyme binding. The record is from RefSeq and is a predicted model, not a curated record. Gene Ontology annotation, cellular component: ubiquitin ligase complex. Gene Ontology annotation, biological process: positive regulation of ubiquitin-protein transferase activity; protein neddylation. The transcript has 11 exons.